ACACCAUUAACAAAAAGCAGAAGGGCAACCACAACAUUGCGGAUAUUUUCAUUGUAAGCCUGUCCGUGACCGACCUUCUCUUCUUACUCGGAAUGCCUUUCCUCAUUCACCAGUUGUUGGGCAAUGGUGUGUGGCACUUUGGUGCCACUAUGUGCACUAUAAUCACUGCCCUGGAUGCCAACAGUCAAUUUGCAAGCACCUACAUUCUCACCGCAAUGUCUGUAGACCGUUACCUUGCCACUGUCCAUCCCAUUCGCUCUUCAUAUGUAAGGACAACUUGUGCGGCAAGUAUGGUAAUCUUGAUGUUGUGCCUUUGUUCCCUUAUUACCAUCAUACCAGUAUUCAUGUACACCCAGCUGAUCGAGCUUCCGGAUGGCAAAGCUGGUUGCGGGAUUAUCCUGCCCAAUCUCUCCAUUGACAUCUACUGGUAUACACUCUACCAGUUCUUCUUGGCAUUUGUCAUACCACUUCUUAUCAUAUGCAUUGUUUACAUCAAAAUACAGAAACAUAUCUCCUGCGUGGUUGUCCCAUUGCCACAAAGGAAUUUCCGGGCUCGAUCCAAGAAAAUCACUAGAACCUCUGUAACGAUUUGCUCUGCGUUCUUCAUUUGUUGGGCACCAUAUUACAUCUUACAGUUGGUCCACCUAAAAGUAGCACAUCCCACGGUCAUGUUCCUUUAUGCCUACAAUGUAGCAAUCAGCCUUGGCUACGCAAAUAGCUGCAUCAACCCCUUUAUCUAUAUUGUGUUAAGCGAUACCUUUAAAAGACACCUGAUUAAGGCUGUUUGCCCAGGGCACCAGGCACGUAGAAAUGCUAGACUAGCAGCCAGUGAUGUUAGCCCUUCUGUGAGGAUCUGUUCUGUGCCAACGCAAGAGACGUCCCUGAGUAUGAUGUACUCUCAUAACAUAGACAAUUACAUUUCUUUGUCUGUGUCAGUCCCUUGAACAAGACUAUUUAAGAAAGUCAAAAGACAAUGCAAAAUUGGAAAGCUUUGAUUAUAAAAGGUGACAAACAAAACAAGGCAUACAAUUCUCGUUUUCUACACCUAGUGCCACAAGGAAUGAAGAUAUAACUCCAAAGUAGCACUUAUGAAGGAGAGAAACUAAGUUAACUUGCUUAGUGACAAUGUAUGUUAAAGUCUUAUAGAAGGCAUGAACAUGACGUCGCAUUCUUUGGCCUUCACUACUGAAAAAUCAUUGGGUAACUGAUAAGAAAUAACAUAAGGUCACUGUGUCAGCCAUUACAAAUUUUGUAAUGAAUGUGCAAUUAACACUUCUGAUUAAUUGGUUAUAUAUUGUGUCAAUAUGUUGUACUCUUUUAUUUGCAGUUAUAUUGCAAUGUAUAAAGAUGAACAUUUUAAUGUUCAUUGUGAGGUUAAGUACUACAUAAUCAGGUCUGGAUUUAUCUCCGAGGUAGUCCGGUAUCAAGUAAAAAAAAAAAGUUAAUUUUAAAAUUGGGAGUAUUAGGUAAUUUCUUUCUUGUUGAAUGAAGGGCAAUGGUAUUUUAUUUGCAUUUACUGUUGGGAGCAGAGAUUAUACCCAGUAGAAAUUUAAAAAAACACACAAAGAGACCACAGAGAAUACAAUGAAAGAGAUGGAUUGUCGGCUUCAUGUAGAUAUAACACAUUUCUAUGAUUCCCCUCUAUGAUAUUUUCUAUAGAACAAGCUCUGCACACGGGGAAAAAGACCUAUUGGUCUCCAGGAUACCGGAAUCUCAAUAAAUGGUGUAAUCAUACAGUAAAGAUGUUUGGGCAAAUACAUCUCCCAACCCGAAAAUACAUCUUGUGAUGUAAACAGAAAUGACCAGGAACACAGUCCAUAGUUUCUAAUGUAACAUAGGUGUCUUUAUCUUGCUUCUUCUUUUGACUGGGCUCUGGUAAAAGUAAUCAAAUCAGGUUUCUCAGUGUCUGUCGGAGAUUGGUAGAGAAGGACUAGGGCAGUGGAGAUGUUGUGGACUACCCUCUCCCAUAAUGCUCUUACAACCAUAAUGCUGGCAAAAUGGAGAUGUAGUCCAUAAAAUCUGGAGUGCUGGAGGUUGUCUACCCCUGGACGAGGGGAGGAAUAUUAGUGUCAUCAGGGCUAUUUGUUCCUACUCCUUAACAGUGCAUGUCAGGAGUCUAUGGAGUACUAGGGGAUGUAGAGCUUGCAGAAGGCUGGAGGCACUGUGUCAGCCAUUAUACAUUCUUUUACCCAGAUAGAUAUGACAUUGAGUACACAAAGAAGCAUAUACAUUUAACCAGAGGUUGGCAACCUUCAGUACUCCACAUGUUGUGGACUAUACCUCCCAUAUUGCUCUUACAGCCAUGCUAAUGGAAAAGCAUCAGUGGCGAUGUAGUCCACAACGUCUGGAGUGCAGAAGGUUGUCUACCUCAACACUAAACUAUGGAAAAUACAAGUUUAAGAAUAAAAAAUUAUAAAUAAAAUAACAUGAAUGUUUAUUUAAGAAGGUGGAAAAAAAAUUAAACAUUACUCUCACUUCAAAGUUGUUCUUUGGGCAUAGGCAGGAGUGGCCAUUGGCAGGAAGGAGCAGGAUAACGGUAAGACUGGGCUGAAUGGUAAAAGUUGGUUUGAGUUUUAGUGACAACCACUCACCUUCUCUACAUAUGUUGCUCUAGCCAGCUGGCAAAUUUCCUUUCUGGGAAAUCCAAUAUAUAGAGUUGUUGAUGCUCAAG
Molecule: messenger RNA, 2671 nt
Organism: Pelobates cultripes (western spadefoot toad)
Lineage: Eukaryota; Metazoa; Chordata; Amphibia; Anura; Pelobatidae
Source: the annotation of a GenBank genome assembly